UAGUCCGUCUCCCCAGCAUACCACAGAAGGUUGUUCAACACUGCAACAGUGUGUUCGUACACUUCAACAGAAAUGGGUGUUGUUCUGUUGAUUACUUUGCUUGUCUUUCUUCCCAACGCGGCUGACGGUGGGAGAUACCAAGACUGCCCCGAAGGCUGGACAAGGUGGGGUUCAAAGUGCUUCAAGCUUGAGAACAAAAGAUUUGAGAGAAGUGAUGCGCACUGGAGGUGCAAACAUUAUUAUUCUGCCUCUCUAGCAGUGAUUGAAAACGAAGCGGAGAAUAAAGUAGUUCAAGAUCUUCUCGGUGGUCAGUCGAGUGCAUGGAUCGGGCUACGUCGCAAAUAUGGAAAUUAUAGAUGGGACGACGAAUAUGAGUACAAUUAUACAAACAUGGCUUCUGGUCGUCGGACUUCCGGAGACUGCGUGAGGAUACUCAGUACUGGCGACUGGCAACGGGCAUAUUGUUUUAUGACAGCCGCUAUGUGUGUUUCAAGAAAUCUGGCUGUGAACCAGGCUGGACUGGAGACGAGUGUGACCGCCAGUGUCACUGCUACCGGGGCUACGUCUGUAAUGGAACUGACGCUUGUCCGUAUGGGUGUGAGCUGGGAUGGACCGGACAAUGGUGUGAUAGACACACAGACAAACCUGAAGUGUCCUUCUACUGUAUGAAAGAACGGGAAGGCUAUUCUUUGAACCUUACCUUGGACCAGAAAAGCAUCCCUUUCACGAACUACGGAGCCGUGAACACUGAAGGGGAGAUCAGUCCCAGAUGUGACAAAAGAAAGUUUAACUCUCUUGCUUUAUAUGUACAGAUUCGAAACGUGUCGGGAGUUUGGGAAUCGGAUUGUCCUGUAGAAACAGUAAGAACGUAGUGUAAAACACAUACAGUGCACCCUGGUUAUAAUGCCCCUGGAUGUAAUGCCAUGUUUUGCCAGAACGGAAUUCCUGCCUAUAUAAUACCCUGGUUAUAAUGCCAAACUGGAUAUAAUGCCAUUCGCCAAAGGUUUUGGGAACAAAAGUUAUUCAAAGUCAUUUUCCCCUGGUUAUAAUGCCAAUUACACUGGCUGCAUGUAGAAUACAUACCUUAAUUGGUUAAUUGACAUAACUCAAAUUAAUUGACCAAACUCUUUAAUGUUUUAAGUAGUCUUGUAAUCCCUGAUUGGAUAACACAUGUGACAAUACACUUCCUGCCACCUACAACAAGUCACCUGCAGUCCCUAGAUGCUGGAAUUAUCCAGUCAUUUAAUGUUAAUUACAUGAGACAUCAGCUCAAUCACCUUGUUGAUUGCAUAGGGCCUCUAGCUGUCCUACCUGCCUAUUAUGCCAACCUGGAUAUAAUGUCAUGUUUUCUCCUGGACAAACGGUGGCAUUAUAACCAGGGUAUACUGUACCUUCAAAUCAAUGUGUGUGAGUGUGCGUGCGUGCGUGUGAGCGCGCGCGUGUGUGUGUAACACUGUACUAUCAAUCGUGUAUAUCAGUUGUGUAUAUAACAACAGAAUAUAACUGUAUUCGUCUACA
This is a messenger RNA of Haliotis rubra (blacklip abalone), 1518 nucleotides long. RefSeq names its product galactose-specific lectin nattectin-like. Lineage: Eukaryota; Metazoa; Mollusca; Gastropoda; Lepetellida; Haliotidae. The record is from RefSeq and is a predicted model, not a curated record. Bases 73 to 669 code for a protein of 198 amino acids. The transcript has 7 exons.